Messenger RNA from Cyprinus carpio (common carp), 1303 nucleotides. RefSeq lists its product as uncharacterized. Lineage: Eukaryota; Metazoa; Chordata; Actinopteri; Cypriniformes; Cyprinidae. The record is from RefSeq and is a predicted model, not a curated record.
CUAAACAGAAAAUGCUUAGGGAAAAAUAGCUGGUUUUAAAAUCGCGUCUCUUUGAAUGAGUUAACUGCUUUGAUUUACUGAAUUAAGCUUUUGAAGCACAAACCAAUUUUUUUUUUUUGUUUUUUUUCUUUCAAAUGACAUUAUGAGCCGACUCUACUCGCCGACUCGACAGAUAGUCGCAGGUUACUUGAGAUAAACUACCUGGAGGACAAGCAAGACACCUUUGGAAAGUGGACUCGAGGGCCUUCGUGGUUUUGUAAAAGUACAAGAAUGAACCCCGUGAAUAUGAACAGUUUGAACGUAUCCAUCUCUGGAAACCAGCACGCGAAUCAGUUCGCCGUCUAUGAGUCUCCGCUGUACAAGGACUACAGACCUCCAGCCAGAGAUCUGAUCCAGCUCCCCAGAGCCCUGCUCUACCUGAUGAUGGCCGCGGUGGUGGUGGUCGCUGUCGCUUAUGCCAUUGUGGGACAUUUAAUUAAAGACCUCGCGCAUGACAUCUUGGACUGGGCUUUGGGUCCAGAUGAGGAGAUCUUAAAGGUCAACAGUGAGGCGGGUGAUGAUGGUUCCACGCACAUGCCACCAGGCCUCACACACUCCCACCCCAACGCCUUUCAUGUUUGGGAUCAGGACGACGUGGUCAUCCCCCUCUCUCCAGUGGACAGCCCUCAAACCAGCCCCCUUUUGGCUACCAUCCCUUUUAUCCCUCACUUCUUCCCCUCUCCUGCUUCUCACAGUGUGCUGAAUAGCCCCGCACUGCCUCAAAUACACCCAGAGGAUAACAAGAGCCCCACAAAGACACCACAAGAUGCCUAUGUCUUCCCUUCACCCAAAAUGAAAGGACAUAGUUCCGCUUUCUCACACAUGUCAUUUCAUGAGAGAAGAGAUGGGACUGAUAAAGUUUGAACCACCGAACAAUGGCUCACACUAGAUUGUAGUCCAUGAAUUCUUAAAGGAAUAGUUCACCAUAAAAAGAAAAUUUGCUGAAUAUUUACUCACUCUCAGGACAUCCAAGAUGUCAAUAAGUUUGUUUCUUCAUCAGAACAGUUUUGGAGAAAUUAUAUCACUUGCUCACCAGUGGAUCCUCUGCAGUGAAUGGGUGCCGUCAGACUGAGAGUCCAAACAGCUGAUAAAAACAUCACAAAAAUCUACACCUUAUGAAGUGAAAAAUGGCAUGUUUGCAAUAAGCAAAUCCAUUAUUAAGAUGCUUUUAAUAAUGAAUUCGUAAAUUUUCUUUAAUAAUUAACUUUCUCUUGUGAAAAUGUUGUCUUGUCUGAAUCAGGAGUGAAAUAUCCACAAAUCAAGU